Messenger RNA from Dryobates pubescens (Downy woodpecker), 2970 nucleotides. RefSeq names its product glycogenin 1 (gene GYG1). The transcript is spliced from 8 exons. The record is from RefSeq and is a predicted model, not a curated record. Gene Ontology annotation, cellular component: cytoplasm. The coding region runs from base 79 to 1203 and encodes 374 amino acids. Gene Ontology annotation, molecular function: glycosyltransferase activity. NCBI's taxonomy places the organism in Eukaryota, Metazoa, Chordata, Aves, Piciformes, Picidae.
UAUAUAAGGGGCGGCCUCCGCUUAGCACCGGGAGCGCGGCUGUCGCCUCAGCCUCAGCCGUUCCGCGGACUUGGCGCCAUGGCAGACCAGUCUUUUGUGACUCUAGCCACAAAUGACUCCUAUGGGAAAGGAGCACUGGUACUCGGUUCAUCCUUGCAACAGUACAGAACAACAAGGAAGCUGACUGCACUCAUAACUCCUCAGGUCUCAGAUCCUAUGAGGAAAGUGAUGGAAAAAGUCUUUGAUGAAGUCAUAUUGGUAAAUGUCUUGGACAGUGGGGAUUCAGCACACUUGGCAUUAAUGAAAAGACCUGAGCUGGGUGUCACACUAACAAAGCUUCACUGCUGGGAACUGACACAGUUUUCAAAAUGUGUGUUCAUGGAUGCAGAUACAAUGGUUUUGUCAAAUAUUGAUGAACUUUUUGAGAGAGAAGAGCUGUCUGCAGCGCCAGAUCCAGGCUGGCCUGACUGUUUUAAUUCUGGAGUUUUUGUUUACCGACCUUCCAUUGAAACAUACAAUCAGCUGUUACAGUUUGCCACAGAGAAAGGCAGCUUUGACGGUGCAGAUCAGGGGUUAUUAAACACCUUCUUCAGCAGCUGGGCAACAACAGACAUGAGCAAACAUCUACCAUUUAUUUAUAAUCUGAGCAGCACUUCAGUAUAUUCCUACCUUCCAGCAUUUAAAGCGUUUGGUGCAAAUACUAAAGUGGUGCACUUCCUGGGAAGUACAAAGCCAUGGAACUAUACAUAUGACUCCAGAACAAAAAGCAUAAAAGGCAAGAUGGAUGACCCUAAAAUAGUUCACCCAGAAUUCCUCAACAUGUGGUGGGACACCUAUCUAGCUCAUGUUUUACCAUUACUAGAACAGCAUGGAAUUGUUAAAGAAGCCACAGGUGUAAACAUGCUAUCGGGCUUGGUCUAUACUCUGGCUUUCUCUUGUGGCUUCUGUAGAGAGGAAAGCUGCACAAUCCCUGCCCAUUGGCAAUGCUUGCUGCUGCGCAUGAGAAACAUCUACUUCGUUGUCCCAUUCUAUGGCCUGUUGCUCACUUUAGCUAUGCUAAGUAUUUCUGUAUUUUUCACUCUGCCUUUCCUUUUAGGCAGAGGUUACAGAGGCAGUGUCCCACAUAUCAAUAUCAACACCACCAGUAUUACCAAUUGUAUCUUCAGAAGAGCGCAAGGAACGGUGGGAACAGGGCCAAGCUGACUAUAUGGGAGUGGAUUCCUUUGACAACAUCAAGAAGAAACUCGAUACCUACCUUCAGUAGAAAUGCCCGUCUCAAACAGUGGUGAUGCAAGGACUUGUUCCAGAACUAACAGCUAGAAAGGUGUAGAUGGUGGUCAGUUACACUUGCUAGUAGCUUGUUGAAAAACUUCUUGGCUGAAGGCCUCUGCAGUGCUACAGAUGAAGACUGAGCAAAAGCUAGGAAGCAGAAUUCCUUGGGCCACCUAUAACUGCCCAAUUUCCAAUUCUCCCUACUAGAUAAAACCAGGUACUUUCAGCUUAAAUUUUCCUUCUGUUUUGAUCAAUUGGCUCAACGUAUUCCUUGAAAACUGGGUUUGUUACCUCACCUCAUUAAGGUGAUUUAGCCUUGAUUCCUUUGCUUGCUGUUUUAGAUGUUUAAAAAAGAGAGGAAAAGAAAAACAAAUCUCUUUCACGGGAUUGCUCAUACACUGGAGUGGUAGCCAUUCUGCUUUACCAUACAUGUAUUAAUGCCACUGGGAUACAGACAGAUGUAAUAGUCAUAGCACUGCUUUGCUCUUCCAGUCACAAUUGCACUGAAGUUUUGACCAGGUUCUUACGCACAGUGCCUACAGCAUGGCAGAAUGCAUUUUUCAGUUCUGUAUACUAUGGGACUAGUCAACUGGGUUUUAUCUGUUACUUGCAAUGUUGCACAUGAUACGAAAAUAAAACGUUGUCAUGCACUUCUGGCUUCCCUAAACUCUUGAGCAAUUUAAAAAAAAGGGGAGCUCUGAAGCAGUCCCAGCUAAAAUGUUCAACAGGUGUAACCCUUAAGCCUUGCUAAUGCCCUUUGAGCUGCUGUUAGCAAGUGUCCAGCUGUUAGUUCUGUAAUUGUGUACAGAGUAUCUAGUUGGUGGCCAGGGAGCUGUUUUAGGGCUAAUCCCCUUAUUAGCUUACCUUAAUUGUAGGGCAGGGCUAUGGGGAAAGUACCUACUGAAGCUAUUUGUGGAGCUUGGGAAGAGGGAAUCUUUCUUCUGGUGACUAAAGAAAGCUCAUCCCUAAGCAAGCCCUGUCCACUGACCUCUUUAUACGUGAUGGUGAUGCUGUUUUGGCAAAUAAAGAUUAAAUAGCUGCUUAAGUAACAGUACCUACCCCCAUUAGGAAAACUAUUUAUUCCAUGUGUGCAGAGUAAAAGGAAGUGCUUUUUGGCCACACUCAGGCUACCCACUACAUUCUAAGACACAUGGAAAAGCAGUGAAAAUACCACAGGAAUGAAAGUGUGCUGAAGACAGACAGAGGUUGGUUGUUAACUGCACUGUAUUUCAGAUCCAUCCUUUUAGCCAGCAGCCUAAACAGAACUAAAUGAUUUAGUGUUGUGUCUUUGACAGCUCUACUCUGUACUCAUCCAGAAACUCUAAGAAAAAGAUUCCAUUAUUUCCUAAUAAAGCAGGAUUUUGGCAGGAAGCUACUGAGGGGGCUAAACUUUCAGCCUAGAAAUAAAAUCAACAAGCUCUCACCAUUUGCUGGUAAAGCAGAAGACAUAAUCUGGGUAUGAGAGUUAGUUUAACUAGAGCAAUUAAAUAGCAAAACCCAAGACUCCUUGGUCACUAUUUAGCAAAAAUACUAAGGAUGAGGUCCAAGCCUAAGUAGCUUGUAGCUAUUUAAAAGUACUUAGUAUCUGAACUAGUUGUAACUAGCCCUUUCCUGUGUGGAUUUUUCUGUUGCUGUGUUUGGGUUACUUUAUUUCUUUUUAUAACAGAUAAAUUUGAAGUGUGCAAGCAGGAGGCAUUA